Messenger RNA from Lentinula edodes (shiitake mushroom), 765 nucleotides. RefSeq lists its product as uncharacterized. The transcript has 4 exons. The coding region runs from base 1 to 765 and encodes 254 amino acids. The record is from RefSeq and is a predicted model, not a curated record. Lineage: Eukaryota; Fungi; Basidiomycota; Agaricomycetes; Agaricales; Omphalotaceae.
AUGGAGCCCUAUGAUACGUCGGAAGAAGAGACGCAGACUUCAACUCCUAGCCAGUUAACCUGGUGGAGAAGGCAAACGUACGAGUACUACCGUUACUCAACUGACGACGAUGGGAUCGUUCAAAAGGUCUUUAAUAAUCCCGAUCCAGAAGAAUCGAACACGCGGGGACGGACAAAAACACCCCCUCCAAAGGGAGCUCUCAAACACGGCUCUGCGACCUCAAGUCCUGGCUCUGUCAAAGAUGCGGAACCUAGAGGAGCUACACCCGUAAGCUUCAAAUCUUCUACACGUCCACCAAAAUACUUUUUAGAAGGCGAAAAACGUACCAAUUCCUUGGCGAGCGAUGCGCAUGGGCCAACAAAGCUAGAAACCGCUCGGUUCAGGUCGCAUGAUAGCGAAGGAGAGACUGCUUGGUACUUCAGCCAGUCACCAUUUGACCUGGACGCGCCUCUUCCCGAAACGCCAAUCCCGAGGAUGCUAGCAACGAUCUAUAUUCACAGGAACAUGAAGGACGGAGCCUAUCAGAUAUGGCUGUGGUGCGAUCGGGAUGGCGGAGGGCUUGGUUGGCAGCCAGUGGACCUGGAGAAUGAGCGGGUAGCGCAUCCAAAAAUUGCGGAGCGGGCCUUGAAGUUGACUACGUCGGGAAAGCCUAGUUGGGUGCUCACUAGUACCUUGACAACUUAUCGGUCGCGAAAGCCCAGGAGAUCUAGAUCACGUUCGGUGGCAGCCUCCAUGGGCAGUGGUUCCAUAAGUACGGAAAACUAA